CAUGUGUGGAACGUAUACGCCAUGGCAUACCCAAUGAAUACAAUGUUGUGUCGCAUACAGACUUCCUCUGCAGUUUGUGGAACGUAAAAAGCGAGGAAAAACAGAAAUCUAACAAAAAACAUAUCCCUUCGUGCCUGGAGCCGAAUCAACGCUAACACACAAGUGCUCGUGUAUGUGUAUGUGUGUCGCAUUCGUACAAAUACCUAUCUCCAUUUGGUGGUUCAUUUCGUUUGAGUUCAGUGCAGUUCAACUCGGUUCAGUACAAUGCGAUACAGCGAUACACAGCGGCGGCGGCGGCGAUUUGCUCGAGAUUCGAGUUGAGUUCAGUUAAGAUGUGCAAUUCAAAUGGUGCGAACGUCUGUUGGCGGUUGCUUCGCGUUACGCGUCAAACAAUAAACUGAAAUUGUAAUUGAAAUUAAAGUUGUAAGAUUAAAAACAAGUAGUGCACAUACAUAUGCUAUAUAUAAAUAUAUAUAAAAAAAUAUUUUGUGUAUUAAUCGUUUGUGAGAACACGCACACACAUAUAUAUUGAAAUAAAUUAAUUUUUUUUCUUGUGGUAAGCGCUGAAGUGUCUAUUGUGUGCGUGUGGCAAGUAUAAAUACAACACGGUUACUAAGACUUCCGUUAGUCAAUAGCUUGCCGCUUCAAUAGCAACGCUCUAAAUUUUGAUACUUUUUAUUGUUGUUGUUGUUGCUACAAACUAACAAAAUGAUGCUGAAAGCGAUGAUAAUGAUGUUGCUAGUUAUCUUUGUUGUGGUGCUGUAGUGACCACUAGCUUACAUUACACGCGUGCUCAGCUGUGUGUGUGUGUCUGCGUCGCGAUCGCUUACUUCCGCUUAUAAGCGCCUAUAUGCUGUCAGCGCUUCCGUUUCUAUCUAAAAUUUAUUGGUUUUUCCGCUUACGCAAAUUGUUUUGCCGCAAUUUUUAUGUGAAAAUUUCUAAGAAAAAUUUUUUGGCGAAAUUGCAAAAUUGCGGAAAACAACAACAAAAACAAUAAAAAAUUGUGAGUCCACAAAUUGUAACACCUAAAUAAAUAAACAAAAAUAAAUUGUGUGGCGCGCACGCUGUACAUGGCAAUGCGAACACGAACACGCCGAAAAAAAUGCGCGAAAAUACCGAAAAUAUCAAAAAUACCUGUGAAAUAUUUGCGCUAUAUGCGCCGCGUGUGUCGAUAGUCGGUGUAUGCAGUGAAUGAAAUAUAUCGCUGCCAAUAAGCAAAGAAAUUACAAAUAUUUCGCAAAAUCAAUUAAAAAAGUGCUGAGUUUCCAAAGUAAAAUGCAAUCAAGCGGAAUAUGAAGUGAGAAAAGGCGAAAUGUGCGAAAUUUUAGCGCAAAACUAACAUGCAACAACAACUACAAAACAACAACAAAACAAAAGAAAAAAAAAUAAAAUAAAAAAUCACACAAAUAAAUAAAUGUAUUAAUAAAACGGCGCGAUCAAAGCGCGCUUUUUGGUAAAAGUGGGCGCGCCGCGUGAAUUCUAAAUGGAUAUUGUAUUGGAAAAUGCUUGAUUAAUAGUAUGCGGCUAGCGUACGGCAUUGAAAUGUGCCAACGCAGUACAUGUGUUACGGAAAAUUUAUUGUACGCGGAAAAUAGUAAUUGAAACUAGCAACAACACAAAUACACACACACACUAGCAACAACAAGCGAGCGAAAAUAUUUUUAAAGCAAUAAAAAAUAUGCUUUAGAAAAGAGAAACUGAAAGUUUGUGGUAGAAAUGAAAGCCUAGCAGCAUAAAAGCAACAUUUAAUCACGCACAAUACACAAUCAUUUCAAGCACAUUAACCGUUAGACUAAUAACAUUGAAGGUUACGCACGGCGCUUAAGUGGUUGGAACGAAACGAAAAAAAAUUCAAAAAAAUAAUUAAUUAAAUUGAAAUACAAGAAAAAAGUUGCAAGAAAUACAAAAAUAAAAACAGGAAAAAUUUAAAAAAAUUUUAAAAAAGUUUAGAAAAAAUUUCGACAAAUUUUUCCAAAAAAAAAUUUAAUAAAAAAAUGAAUUUAAAAAAUUUUAAAAAGACAUGUGAAAUAAAAUAAACAAUACAACAACAAUUUCUUUUAAUUACAAAAAAAUAUGAAAAAUACAAUUGCAUUAAAAUAACAAAAUUUUAAAAAGACAUGUGAAAUAAAAUAAACAAUACAACAACACAUUUUUUUAAUCACAAAAAAUCCACCCAAUAAUUUGAAAAAUUUUAUUUCAAUAUAAACAGCAAUUUAUAUGCGCAUUUAUUUAUUUUUGAACAACUACCAAGCAGAUACAAAUCAAUACAUACAAAGUAUCCCUAUAGCCAUUAUAAUAUACACGUGUGUGUGUUUGUUAAUAAAUCGCGCCGAUCACAAAAUAGGCAGCAGCCGGCAUGUAUUUAAUAAAAACAGCAACAUUGAACAGCUGUUGAGCUGAUUAGCCAGACGAUUGGCUGUGAGUGCUGAAAUGCCAGCGACGUCAAUAGCGCGCACACAGACAAGCACACAAACAAAAAAAGCAGCGCUAUAGGCCCACUUCAGCCGCGCCAGUGCUAAAACACUUAGCCAUGUAUAUAUAUAUAACUGUAAAUAAGCAAAAACUCAAAAGGCUAAAGAUGACAGACUAAAAAUAACCGUUAUUAUGUAGCCCUACACACAUACAGACACCUCAAUACAUUUAUGAGCUAGCUAGCAUGUGCAUUUCCAUUAUUAAUUAUUGAUUUCCACUUUCAAUGUGUGCUCCUCACAGCAGCACAGGAAACGUCAGCAUAUAUUUCUACUAUGCUUGUAAAUAAGCGAUUGACAAAAGCAAAAACAAACAGAAAAAAAAAUAAAAUAGAAAUAUGUAAUUAGCUAAUUAUUAAGCAAUAGCCAUACUUAGUCUACUUGAAUGAACGCAAGUUUCGGUGAAAAACGGGUAAUCACUAGCGUCUAGCGUGUAAACAAAAUAAAAAAAAGAAUUUAAUUAAAAUAAAUUAAAAUUAGUCAAAUAGCGUAAUUAAAGUAAAAUAAAAUAAAUAAAUUAAUUAAUUUAAACGUAAAAUAAUAGCAGUUCACUACAUAGUAUUUGCAUAUUCAACAAAAUCAAAUUUCGGGUUAGUGUAAAAUGAUCAAAACUAUGAAAUACAGAUGAAAAGUGUGAAUAUUGUUAAAUAAAUAAGAAGGAAAUCAAUAGGAAAUGACUACCACACGAUUAAAUGAACCAAAGCAACACACAAAUCAAAUAAUUCGAUACAGUGCAAAAUAUAUAAUUAUUGAGAGAUGAUUAAAAAUAAAUGGUGUGUAUUUUAAAGAAGAAAAAAAUUUACGCCAAAAGUGACUAAGUGAGAAUAGUAAAUAAAUAAUUAAUAACAAAUAAUUAAAACCUAAAAUAAGUAAUAAUAAUAAAAACUAUAAUACUUCGUCUGCGUCAAGGUCAAGCGUGUUUGUGUGUGUGUGUACUCUUGCCAAUAAAAUAAACUUAAAUGCAAAGAUAAACGCAGCUCAGCAGCGACGAGCCCCCAAGCAACAAGAAAUGCUUAUCGAGGCUAAUAAUAUAAAAGAGAGACCACAAUACACACUCACUGGUAACGCCAAAGUGCGGAAACACGCCCCGUCUGCGAAGUAAUUUUCUAGAGUAAUAAAUAAAUUAUUGCCAGUAGUUAUAAUAAAAGUAAUAGCAAAAUAGUAAUAAACGCCUACGCAUUAAUUCAACACCAACCCCACCACCAACAACAAAAACAAAGAACAAAAACAACAACAACCACCGCUAGCACUAACAACACAGCAAUAAGAGCAUUUGAGAAGUCGCAGCAGCAGCACUAGUACUCGGCUGCAACAACAACAACAUACCGAUAGUAACGGAACAAAAUAACGGCACAAAAUGGAUUAUAGCCAAUUAGAUGCGGAUAUCAAUGGCAACAUCAAUACGGGCAAUAUCAAUACAAAUGACUUCCUGGCCAUAUUCUCAUCAACAAGUCCCACCGAUGUGACUGCAACGCCUGCCUCAUCGGCGGGCGGCUGGCCUGGCGGCGGCGGCGGUGGUGGUGGCAGCGGACACAAACACUACACACAUUUAUCCGCCCCGCCCCGCAGCAGUAACGGUAGCGUGUACUUCACCGGCAGCAACAACAGCAGCAGUGCACCUACAGCCUUUAGCAAUAUAACAACAACACUACUCAACCCGCCACUACUAACCGUCGAUGCUGUUGAGGGUGUCGCUGGCAGCGGCGCUUCCAAUCAAUAUGGUUUGGGAAAUCUGCUCGAGAGCACAUUGCAGGGCGCCAUCACUACGCUUAGUCCGAAUAAUUAUGUCAACGACAGUUACUAUUUCUUGAAUAGCAACUUCUAUAACGGUAGUAUGAGCUAUAGUGGCGGCGGUGGCGCGGGCAAUUAUAGCAAUCAAACGUUGACGGGCAACAGUCUGGCCGCGGCGAAUAUGUCAUCCAAUCUGACGGAGGUACAAUGGGAUGGACGCUAUCCGAGCGGCUAUACCUUGGCGCAAAUCGUCAUUGCUUCGGUAAUCGUGACCAUAUUGAUGAUUAUCAUUGUGGUCGGCAAUAUGCUGGUCAUCAUUGCCAUUGCGACCGAGAAGUCGCUGAAGAACAUACAAAAUUGGUUUAUUGCCUCGCUGGCGGUGGCGGACUUUUUUCUCGGCCUGAUCAUAAUGCCCUUCUCGCUGGCGAACGAACUGAUGGGCUAUUGGAUAUUCGGCAGUUGGUGGUGUGACAUACACUCGGCGAUGGAUGUGCUGCUGUGCACCGCGUCCAUCAUGAAUUUGUGUCUGAUUUCGUUGGAUCGCUAUUGGAGCAUCACGAAGGCGGUGGACUAUCUCAAGUCGCGUACACCGGCGCGUGCUGCUUUCAUGAUUGCCGCCGUAUGGAUAAUGUCGGCGCUGAUUUGCAUACCGCCGUUGCUGGGUUGGAAGGUGAAAAUGCCGGAGGGACCGUUGCCGAAAUGUGCGCUAAGCGAAGACAUCGGCUAUGUGUUAUACUCCGCAUUGGGCUCUUUCUACUUGCCCAGCUGCAUUAUGGUAUUUGUCUAUAUACGAAUUUAUUUUGCCGCCAAGGCGAGAGCGAGACGCGGCAUCAAAAAGCAUCCGCGUAAAACAAACAACGAACAGGUAACGAGCUUCACCACCAUCGGCAAGAAGGGCACCAUACCCAUGCCGUCGUCGAGUGCCAUGAGCGCGCUACAAAUGAAUCAACAGCGUCAAAUAGCCACCAUCGAAACACCACCGAACAGCGCCUCGCUGCCAAUGCAAAUACCCACAGUGACGUGCGAUCUCGCGUCCGACAUUUCCACCUCUGAGGCUGCCGAUAUGGAGCCGCAUCCACUUGUCUAUCCCAAUGGUAAUUCGAAUGUACCGUCCCCGCUUAGUAUGCUUACGCCCGGCUCGCCCAACUGCACGCUCAGUGCGACGGAUAAGGAAACGCUGAAGGUGAGCACAAUAGCGACGGGACGAGGGGCGCUCAAUGUGCCUGUGCCGCCGUCUAUGGCUGCCGCAGCAGCGACAGCUAAUUCGAAUACACCCAACAACAAUAACAAUGAUAGUGUCGCGCCCAUUGACAUGGAUGGCACAGCGACGGCGACAACAACGACAACGGGUGCAGCAGGCAAUACAGCGGUUAGUGGUGCGACGUUAACCACACCGAACGCCACCGUUGGCGCUUCGCCGAAUGAGCUACGCGUCUCACCUAUUGCCGCACGUUGUCGUGCGCUUUCGGUGGGAAUCGAUACCGAUAUGGUAAGCGAAUUCGAUCCAUCCAGCUCGGACUCGGGUGUGGUGAGUAGAUGUGCGGUGGUGAAACCGUUAAAGUUUCGUCUCUGUCAACCGAUAUUCGGACGUAAGACGACGAAUCAAACGCGUCGCAAUGAGGCAAAGGCGGCGGCGACGGCCGUGGCGACAGCGAAAACGCUGAAACCCUGCGAAGUGGCGAAAGGUGAACUCGAACCGGCCAUACCGAAGCUACAGAAGCCACGCGAUCCCGAGAAGGAGAAGCGACGCAUCGCGCGAAAGAAGGAGAAACGUGCCACGCUCAUAUUGGGAUUAAUUAUGGGCAGUUUCAUUGCCUGUUGGCUGCCAUUCUUCUUCCUCUACAUACUGGUGCCGGUCUGCGGCAACUACUGCAACAUACCAGAUUUCGCGUUUGCGGUCGCAUUUUGGCUCGGCUACAUGAACUCCGCCUUGAAUCCGGCCAUUUACACCAUCUUCAAUAAGGACUUUAGACGCGCCUUUCGUCGCAUACUAUUCAAGUGAUGUUUGGCCUAUGUGUGCUGUUAUCGGUGCGUUCAUGCGAGCAUUGAGAAGGCCACCGAACGUGCCAUGGGCAGCACACCCGUCGGUUAUGGCAUGUACCAUUACCGGCGAUAGAUUUGGUUAUUUGCUUUUGUACGCUAAAUUACAAUAACAAAAACAGUAGCAAACACCAACAAAUAUCAGAAUCCAAUCAUUUAUGCUGCACUCAUGCGAAGUACAAGCAAGUUACAACAAGAUACAACAACGUGCGCGCGGAAAACUAUUAUAUUUAAGCUAAUUAAGGUGACGCCACCAGCACAGUGAAAGGCGGAGAAUCUCACACUUUGUAUGUCACGAAUAAUAUUGUUGUUGUUAAGUUAAUUAAACUAUUAAACAACAACAAAUUAAAGAAUUUGUAAUAAAGCAAAACAACAACACAAAUAAAGUGCCA
Zeugodacus cucurbitae (melon fly) is the source of this 6631-nucleotide messenger RNA. RefSeq names its product alpha-2B adrenergic receptor (gene Octalpha2R). Gene Ontology annotation, molecular function: G protein-coupled amine receptor activity. Bases 3826 to 6201 code for a protein of 791 amino acids. The transcript has 5 exons. Lineage: Eukaryota; Metazoa; Arthropoda; Insecta; Diptera; Tephritidae. Gene Ontology annotation, cellular component: membrane. The record is from RefSeq and is a predicted model, not a curated record. Gene Ontology annotation, biological process: adenylate cyclase-activating adrenergic receptor signaling pathway.